UCUUCCUCAUCUCAAAGAACUCACACAUCCAUCACCACUUUCUAUUAGUGGGCGCAUCUCACUCAAUUUCAGUGUUAUUCUGAAUUUGUUCAUUCCUUUUGGAAACUUGUGACGAAGUUCCCAUUCUUGUUCUCAUUUUUGCUUUGCAAACUUAAUUGAGUCGCAGUUAUUUUAACUUCUUGAUACUACUCAUUUAGUUUCAUUCAUUUUGUUCCAGCUUUCAGGGUUUUGAAACUUAAGGGUGGUGGUGGGGUUGGAGGGGAAUAGGUGCCAUAAGAGAUUUCUAAUUUCUUCAAGACGAUGAUCCUUGCAUUUAAUGGAUGCACUCUGUGGAAGUGUCACUUGACAUUUGAUAAAAAAUCUGUUGUAGACAAAAGCUUCUAUUUCUGGAUCUUCCAAAUCUUUAAUAGAUAUAGUCUUGGCACCUAGCAAUAAUUAUGUCCUAAUCCUUCCAAAAGAUCCUGGAAACUACUUUUUUUUUAAUCUCUUGCUAUAUAGCUUUGGUUACUUUUUCUUCAUCAGCUUCACAAUUUUUUGUGACUCUUUCUUUCAAUAUGGGAGGGGCAACACUGCCGCCAGGAUUUCGUUUCCAUCCAACUGAUGAGGAACUAGUGGGAUACUACCUUAAAAGAAAAGUAGAAGGGCUUGAAAUUGAGCUUGAAGUUAUCCCUGUGAUCGAUUUUUACAAAUUCGAUCCCUGGGAGUUGCCGGAGAAGUCUUUCCUUCCAAAACGGGAUAUGGAAUGGUUUUUCUUCUGUCCACGGGAUCGCAAGUACCCAAAUGGAUCAAGAACAAAUAGAGCUACCAAAGCUGGGUAUUGGAAAGCCACCGGAAAAGACAGAAAGGUGGUGUGCCAGUCUGAUCCAUCCAAUGUUACUGGGUACCGCAAGACCUUGGUUUUCUAUGCUGGGAGGGCCCCUUUAGGAGAUAGAACUGAUUGGGUCAUGCAUGAGUAUCGCCUCUGUGAUGAUCUUGGCCAACCCACACCUUCUUUCCAGGGUGGUUUUGCCUUGUGCCGGGUUAUUAAGAAGAAUGAGAAAGCAAGUGCUACGAAGGGAGAAAACAAGGGCAAAAGGGCUGCAAGCAGUUCCAUUAAUGGGAGUGACACCUCAGUGAGAUUCUCUGGUGAGCCAUUCAGCAACUCUGGUGAUUCUUCCUCUCAUGCAAGCCAACUGAAUAAUGAGAGUCGUUAUUCAAGCCCAAUUACUUCUCCAUACAAUGUGGCUCCAAUGGGAGAAAUUAACCAAGCUUCUCUGGAAACCGAUCCUUCAAACUUCUGGAUCUCCCCGGACAUGAUUCUUGAUUCUUCAAAGGACUACCCUCAAUUACAGCAUGCUGUAUCUGAAUAUUUUCCACGGUAUGACUUACCAUGUAUGGGGACACAAUGGCAAUCAGUUGAACAUUCAGAAACUCCAUCUAGUUUCUCCUACUCAAAUGUCAAUGGAGAAGUUGAAUUUGCUGAUACUCUCAGUCAAAUUGGCGGCAUGUCACCUUACUCAAGAGAAUGGAAUUCCAUGGACUUCUAUGGAAAUGGAGAUGUCCCUUAUGAAGAUUAUGAUCAAAUUAACUCAAUCUCAUAUCCAUGACCCUUUUAAAAUCUAAAAGCAAAAGGAAGACCAUUCUCUCACUUUUCUUGCAACGCACGGUGUCAAAUUGUGAUGAAGGACUAAUUCAAAGGCCAACAAGUGGAGAUAAGAGCUGGUGAUCUGAAGUUGCAGGAAGGCAAUUUAAGGGUUGUCAUAACUCCUUGUGGGGAUUAGUUAACUAUAGUUUUACUUGGUGUGGCAUUAUAAGGAAUCUGAGACAACGCUUUUUAAUGUAUGUCUUGGAGUGAUAAAUAAUGAGUAGAAUCACCUUGUUGUGUAGCAAGCAGAAAUUAUUUUCUGCCUGAAGUGGUAUUGAUUAUGUUUAUCAUUUACACCGUUAUGUAGGAUCCCCAGGCAACAUCACUUUUAUCCAUAUUGCCGGAGUUGGUUUACAUUCAGCCAUCUGUAUGUGUGGUUCUAUAAAAUAAAGUUAUAUAAUGGGAAAACUUCAUA
Molecule: messenger RNA, 2039 nt
Organism: Vigna umbellata (rice bean)
Lineage: Eukaryota; Viridiplantae; Streptophyta; Magnoliopsida; Fabales; Fabaceae
Gene: NAC011
Product: NAC domain containing protein 11
Biological process (GO): regulation of DNA-templated transcription
Molecular function (GO): DNA binding
Source: RefSeq, a predicted model, not a curated record